AUGGACAAUGACACUGAGAAAGCAUAUCCCACAAUUGCAGCUCAUGAGAGAGGGCCUGGACCAGGAAGAUAUGGGUUACCCCCAGCAAUUGGGUUUGUGGGCCAUGAUUACACCAAACACACAAAUCCCGCAUACACGUUUGGGAAAAAACACAGCAGUGCACUGUAUGAAGUCAACUGCAGCCCAGGACCUCGGUAUUAUGUUGAUCCAAAGAUCACACGAUUCGGCAGGAAUGGAACGCCAGCAUACUCCAUAUUGGGCAGAGUGAAAACCUCCCGAACACCUGGACCAGGUGCAUAUAAUCCAGAGAAUGCACCCCACCUCAAUGAACACAGAUCACCAGCGUAUUCCAUGGGAUCCCGAACUAGAUAUCGCAAGUUGGAUGUGGUUCCUGCUCCUAACAGCUAUACUCUUCCAUCCCUAAUAGGAGCAAAGGUUCCCACCAAGCCUUCCAGUGCUAGUUUCUCAGUCACUGGGAGGACGAAAAGAGAAGAUCUGUCCAAAACCCCAGGGCCUGGCCGGUACAAUCGCACCGACCCCAACGUUUACUUGCGAAAACUUCCAGCCUACUCAAUGCUGGGUCGAAAUGAUUUGCCCACCUAUUAUACUCAGAAGCCAGGACCUGGAGCGCAUAGCCCUGAAAAAGUGACCAUCAACAAGCCAAGUGUCCCAGCAUUCUCUAUGGGAAUGAGGCAUUCAGAGUUUGUCACUCCUCUUAUCAUUGAUAUUUCAGAUUGA
This is a messenger RNA of Carcharodon carcharias (great white shark), 738 nucleotides long. RefSeq names its product outer dense fiber of sperm tails 3-like 2b (gene cimap1d). NCBI's taxonomy places the organism in Eukaryota, Metazoa, Chordata, Chondrichthyes, Lamniformes, Lamnidae. Gene Ontology annotation, cellular component: cytoskeleton. The record is from RefSeq and is a predicted model, not a curated record. Bases 1 to 738 code for a protein of 245 amino acids. The transcript is spliced from 4 exons.